Oryzias latipes (Japanese medaka) is the source of this 3017-nucleotide messenger RNA. RefSeq names its product caveolae associated protein 4a (gene cavin4a). The record is from RefSeq and is a predicted model, not a curated record. Gene Ontology annotation, biological process: regulation of gene expression. NCBI's taxonomy places the organism in Eukaryota, Metazoa, Chordata, Actinopteri, Beloniformes, Adrianichthyidae. Gene Ontology annotation, cellular component: cytoplasm; caveola.
UUUAUUUUUGGCCUGGAAGGGGGUUUUGUGUGAGCUCUGACCCCCCCCCUGAUUUUAUGGACCAGUUGAGUUCAGGUCCCCCUAGUAUCGUGAUGACUUUUUAAAGGGAGGUUUGACACAAAAUCACCAAUGGAUCAGCACAAGCAUCGCACUGCGGGGGUCCAGGAAAAGUUGGAGAUUGUUGGGGUGGAGGACGAGGCCGGUAACCCCAUCAGCGCCCUGACCAUCCUAUCCCUGCUGGAGCGUGUGGCCGGCAUCAUCGACAACGUCCAGUCCUGCCAGCAGCGCAUGGAGGAGCGUCAGCUGGAGCUGGAGAACAACAUCAAGGCCAUCCAAGGAGACGUCCUCAAGCUGGCCAAGGACCACAGCGACACCAACGGCACGGUGGAGAAACUCCUGCAGAAAACACGCAAAGUUAGCGCCAACGUGAAGGAGGUCCGGACGCGCGUGGAAAAGCAAAAUGUACGAGUCAAGAAGGUGGAGUCGACACAGGACGAACUGCUCACCCGCAACAAGUUCCGAGUGGUCAUCUACCAGGGAGAGACGGAGAUCCCAUCAGUGGCCGUUACCAAAACUCCUAAAGGCCCCACCCUGGAGAGUCUGGACAUUGAGCCGGACGCAUAUGACCUCCCCGCCGACCUCUCCUCGGAUGAGGAGUACCUGAGCGUGGAGGAGGCCGACCCCUCACGAGCGGCUCGCAUCAAGAAAUCAAUGGUGAAGAGCACGGAGACCCUAAAGGCCGCUUUCUCCAAGGAGAAUAUGACCAAAAGGAAAGACAACCUGGGAACCAGGUUCCACAACCUGGGCGAGAAGGUCAUGCCGCCGGAGCGCCGGGAGAGGAUGCACCAGGCCGGCGAGCGGCUCAAGCAGUCUGGCGAGCGGCUCAAAGAGAACAUCGCCAAGAAGGCUCCGACGAAAGAGACUUUUCGCAUCAAGUUGAAGAAGGAACGAGCCGUCGCUGAGGGGCAAGAGGGUGCAGAGGCUGAGGGUGACGUCAAGGCCAACGAAGAGGAGGCCACAGGUGGGGUACCAUACACAGAGGUUGCCCUAGAAACCAAGAGGGAGGGGCCAGUGGAGGAGGCCGGCGCCACCAGGAUACAAGAGGGAGAACUGAGGAAAUAACUAAACCGGAAACCUGACUAAGGAGGUAGUGGGACUUUGAAGGAAGAAGGUCUGUGAUGGAUGAUGGAGAUGAAGGAGUGAGAUUGCAAGAGUCAAAAUAUUACCAGAUUAUUUUUAUAAUCUGAACAGUUAGGCCAUCGUAUGUUGUUUUUAAACAGAAAAGUGAGAGGUUCCGAGAUUGAGAUGAUCAAGAUUAUCCGUCUGUGAGUCCAGAUCGUUAACAGGUUAAGAUGAAAGCAAAAGGAUGCGGACAUUUGUGUGAGACUCUCAUCUGUGGCUCCGAGUAAACCGGUUAGAUGAAACGAGCUUCAGUGGGUCGUUGAGAGAAGUCUUCAUCGGACUGGUUUCUGCAGCAGCGUUCAAACCCACGUGCGGCAUGUUGCUUCAAGUGUUUGCUUUGAUGUUUACACUCCUUAAAGUCCCACUCCUAUUAUCUCCUUGAUCUAUUGUAAACACGCUCCCAGUGGUCUUUAUUUUACUGAUUGUCAUUUUUAGCCUAAAUCAAAACACCUGUGUUGCUGUCUAGGACAUAGUUUCUACAGAGCGGCAGUUGUCCAUUAGAAAUUUACAACAGAGUAGUGGACGGGACUCUUGACACAGAGUAAGUCUUCCCUCAUUUCCCAUCAUCCUUCUAAAUUUAAACUUUCUCACUAGCUUUCAGCCCCUCACACCUCCGACCAAUAUUAGCGGUGCAACAAAAAUGAUGAGCAAUAUCGGAGCUAUCCAGCCUUACAGGAUUGAGCCAGAUGUCAGCUCAGACGAGGAAAACAAAGACGUACAUGGAUCUAGUCGUCUACAAGUGAAUGCAUCAGAAUGGAGCGGAGUGGGGAGCUUGACGCCUGCCCCGUGUAUUUUCUGCGUGAUGAAUUCGAAUCUUUUUCUAACAAAAUAGUUUUCAUCUGCUCCUGAUUCACAACAAUUUGAAUUAAAAAAAUGCUCAUGAAUGCAAUUUUCAUUACACCUUAUGUCCUCAAUUAUCAGAAUAAUGCCACAAUAAUAUAUUAAAAACCCUAAAAACAUCAUUUUUAUUGGAGGGGGUCUUUAAACUAUGGCUAUGUCCAAAUUCCCGCCCUAAUCCCUAACUACUAAAAAAUAUAUAGUGCGGGGCUAUGUAGUGCCAUUGAUUUUAAAAGCAAUUUGGACACAAUGCCCUCUACUUGUCUUUCGAAUAUGGCAUCAUUGAUUUCACAAGGUUAAAAUCUAAUUGAUAUCAGCGUUUUGCGACAAUCAUUCAUUAAUCUACUAUCUUCUGAAGAUAAAAACAUUGAAGGUUUAUCAAAAUUAUACAAUAAAGUACAUUUUCUUGAAAAGAAUUGUUCAGACAUAAUGCAUUGUGGUCUAUAUUUGCCAAUCUCAUGAGCAUCGAUGCACACUGGUUUUUCGCAGAGACUUCUGGGAAAUUUCUAGGGCACUUGAUUUUGGAAUUGUAUAUUCACUAUGUAGUGAGUAGUGAAGGAAUUCGGACACAGCAUAUAUCUUUAUUAAAUGUUUUUCUCACUGCUGCCUUAACACCUGAGUGGGUAAAUAACACUCACAGAAGGAACAUGGUGGAUUUAGGUCAGUCUGAGCUCUCAUGUUUAAUGGCUUCAUCAGCUUUUGUCUAAUUUUGGAGAAAGAAAGUUAGUUGAAGGGUAAAUGUUUAUUAGUCGGACCUCCUCUUUCCUCACAAUCCCAGAUUUUAAAAUUUUCAGCACAACAACCAUAAAACGCUUUAAAUGUGUCCAAUAAAAGAUCUGCUUUCUUGUUUGUCUUGAAACAUCAGUGACGUGUCUUAUUCUGAAAAAUACCUCCAGUGUAACUUCAACCUCAUUUCCUUCCAAAUUGAUGUUUCUGCACUGCUAAUAGUGUGUGAAUUUACUCCAGUGAAUUAAUAAAAUUUGAUUUAUUCUUUCUUU